Messenger RNA from Sporothrix schenckii 1099-18, 4323 nucleotides. RefSeq lists its product as uncharacterized. The coding region runs from base 1 to 4323 and encodes 1440 amino acids. The transcript has a single exon. NCBI's taxonomy places the organism in Eukaryota, Fungi, Ascomycota, Sordariomycetes, Ophiostomatales, Ophiostomataceae. Gene Ontology annotation, biological process: chromatin organization; negative regulation of transcription by RNA polymerase II. Gene Ontology annotation, cellular component: pericentric heterochromatin. Gene Ontology annotation, molecular function: chromatin binding. The record is from RefSeq and is a predicted model, not a curated record.
AUGGCACGCGACACGGCUAUCAAAUACAACUUGGCAGACUCGGGUACCGAAACAAGCACAAAAGCCGAGCAAUCUGUCAGUGUCACAACAGACGACAGCGACGACAGUAUCUCAGUCACGUCGACUCCAUAUGACUCGGAAGACCCGGACGCAGAGUAUACUGUGGAGGACAUUCUGGCACAGGAUGACAACAUGGAUGGCGGCACGAAGUAUCUCGUGAGAUGGGCCAAUUAUCCACUUGAGAAGUGUACAUGGGAGCCCGAGGAGAACAUGGGUCCUGAAUUGCUUACCGAUAUGUGGGAGGAGAAAAGGAAGCGGCCGGACUACGAGCCUUUUGAUCUCGACUUGUAUUUCGGGGCUCUCGCAAAAAGAAACAACAGGCAUCGUCGCCGAAAUAUGAAGCGGAUAAGACGUGGCUUGCCUGAGACAUAUCCGUUUCUGGAAAGGGACGAGGCGACUCUGAGAGAGUCUGCUGCGGAUCAAGUCGAUGCAGGUAUUGCAGGUACUGCUACGGCUGAAGCCGCACUCUCCUCUGUUGCGGAUGCACCCAGCACAACGGAAACGGAAAUCGUGAAUGGUGUUUAUUUGCAGCUUACAGAACUUACCAACGAUUAUGACGACGAUCUUGUUGUACUAAACGACAUCUCAACCCCGGCUGCGUUAAAGUCAACGAAGAAAAAGAAGAAGAAAACGAAGGAGACCGUUUUAACAAAGGACAAAGCUGACACUUCUCCGAAAUUGCACUCCAAACACAAAAAUGCUGUUGAGGCUGGCCCAUCGCGUCCAACAAACCGGGUUACUACAUCUCUGGCAGCGUCGGUUAUCCUUGAAGGAAAGUCGAAACGAAACGAUAAGCGGAAGUCCAUAGACGGUGAAACGAAAGCCAGUACGCCAGAUACCGCGAAAGUCACUACGGGGCUGUCGGAAGCCGUUCAUCGCAUAUCCAACCCACGGCCCUCGGGGCGGACUCUAAAAGAGUCCAGGGUACCGACAAACAAAGGGACGAUCUCCUCAAGUAAAGUGACGGAGACCUUGGAAACAGCUCCCCCAAACCCAAAAUCUUUUUCGGCGCGGAGAUCUGCAACGACACCCCAAGCGGCAGGUAAUGCUUUCAUCAGCGGCAAAAAGAUCCGCACCCGGGCCAAUCUCGCUACCGCCAUGUCUGAUCCCUCGAAGCCCCAACAACUCUUUACGAAGCGACGCACGCUUCGCCAAGCCGAGAUACUUGAGAGAGACAAAGUGGAUGGUAUCAUAAAACCAUCGCUGCUGUCUGGUCUCUUCCCCAUCUCCCAGGGACCCCCUAUCGCAACUACUUCUUCAGCGAAAGUAGUGACCCGCGAAGGCAAUGUGACUGAUGAACCUCCUCCAUUUAGUCCAGGUUUGGAUCCCAUCUCGAUUGUGGAGCCGGGAAAAGGUGCAUCACGAUCUAUCCUUACCACAAAUCGGCCCCAAGGAGCUGUGCCCAAACCGAAAAAGUCCGUUCACUUUUCUGAUCCAAGCGGCGACGGCAAUUCGCCGUCCCCCAACCGCACCCGGUUAACAUCACCACCAGCAGUAGCUUUUGUUACUACAGACCAUAAUGACGACGACGACGACGGCAGCGUAGCUGUGGACGCUGGACUCGGGAAGGUAGCGAUACCAAUGCCCGACCGACCCGUGAAACUUCUAUCAGGGUCGCAAAAAGUACCCGUGGAAGCUGUCUUCAGUGUUAUGGCAGAACCUCAGAGCUCUGAACUUCUUCUAGACGAGGUGUUUGGGAACAAUGUUUUACGUUUCGAUUAUUCUUGCCUAGCAGAUACGCUCCUACAGCAACUGGGGGGCAUUCGAGAAAGAAACAUGUUUUCCGGUGACGUCAACGCAAGCUCGCAGACAACACCCAGCAGCGAGAGCUUGGACAAUAUAGGUCAGAGGCUGAUGGUGAUGAAUUCCGGCCUCUUUCUUCUCAGGCCCAUGUUUGCAAUUUUGCUGUAUCCCACACGAUGCCAGUAUUGGAAUGAGGAAAAGUUCGGCUUCCCUAUUCCCGAGGCCGGACAAACAGCUGCGCCUCUUCGAUAUGUCGUGUUCAAAACAUAUUUCGACGGAUCAUGUUUUCUGCGACCUCCCAAUGUUGCUGCUUGUGGAGUUAACAUUUCACCGAAUGUGGGCGAGAGGGAGCAUCUUAUGAAAGUGUUCAGUGGGUUGGACCCUGGCUUAUAUUCUCGCCUAUUUCCUCGCCGCAAGGAAUCAGAAAAGAUCAGAAAAAAUAUUUUUCUGGCAUUCCCACCCUCGCUGUCUCCCAACAUGCGACAACUGGCUCUCUGGGUACGUGCCAGGGAUCCCAACUGUGCAAUCUUCGAUAGCUCGAUUGCAGGAGCUUGGAUGGCGUUCCGUGACAAAAUCAUCUUGGAUUCGGAUGACGGAGCGGUCGUUGUUCACGAACUAGUUCUAGACGCUAUCCGCCGGUUUCCCGAUCUCUAUAGUCUUGUUUCUGCAGAGAACAGGGCCUGUAAAUUUUGGGCACUGUCUCAGUCUGUUCUCUCACCACCGGUAUUUUCCUCUGGAGGACAAUAUGACCUCGACGAGCCAGAUGCUAAUGGACGGGGCGAAAAGCUGAUGAAUUUUGGGAAAUUUAACUGGACGCAGCUAUUUCCUCACGGGCUGGCUAUUUUCAUUACACCAAGCUUUAUUGUGUCUGAACCACGCCGCACAUAUGACCUCUUUCGAUGGGUUUCCAAUGCUCACCGAGCCGGCGACAUACUCGUGACACUGGUAACUGCAUGGGAUAUAUGUGCUUUCCUCCGCUCCGUUGCGGAGGAAAAGGACCGGGAGCGGAACGAACGUCUCGGCGACAGGGCUAAAAAGGGGGGCUCGAAUCGCAGAGAGGUUUCCGCUUCAACAGGAGAUGUUGAUAAAGAAGUGGAUUGCCACCUUCGCUAUGAAACGUGCCUUCUGGCCGAUGAGAUUUGCGAAACUCCCGAGACAGAAUUUUUUCUUCCUAUUGCUUUCGCUGACAAUGCCAUUGAUUGGAACGACGAACAAAGUCUUGUCAACUGGUUUGGGUGGUGGCCAUUAUCGCGUCUUGACCAGUACCGACUAUUUCAAGUUGUGGGCACUGAUAUGGCACUGAAGUACAAUCAUUCGGGACUCGCAAUACGCACGAUUACGUUGCCCAACUUCGACCCAGAAACGGUUGCUGACCCGGAUGUUGCGAAACAGCGAAUAAAUGAGAAGGUGGAAUCGGUAGCCCGACCCUCCGAUACAGGGAACUCGCCACAUUCAAUUUUAUCCGAGGACCAGCCGCAGCUGUCGCUGCAGGCCCUCCGAAGCCGACGAUUUCCCAAUGACUCUCCGGGUGCCUUUACUGAUCAUUUGAUGAAUUCCAACAUAGAUGGCAGUUUUUGGAAAUUAUACGGCUUUGCCGUUUGGUGGAAGAAUUCAGACGAGGCCUUCCGAUCUGGUUCUUUGCAUGCAAGACUACACACGAUACGUGACUGGUUUUCUUUUACGUGGCCGUUCAUCAACUCCAAGGUUCGAACUUACAUUGGAUUCUUUUACUUGACCGACGACUCGAGCGACAAGCUACAUAUGGGGCACAGAGACAAUUCCUCAUUGCCAAGACAUCCGUUUUUGGUCAUAUACCGCCCUCAACUACCGCACUUGCAGCCUUUCAAAAAAACGGAGCUGAUUUUCUGGGAUCCCCGAGCGAAGGACAAGUUUCAAGGCCGAGAUAUGCUCCACGAGACAAGGGAUUUGACUGCUGGACAACGCGCGGUGGUUGAUUACGUCCGAGAGUUCGGUCCUCAAAAAAACAAAGAAUUACCACUUAGUCGCAUAUACAUCGGGGGCGAGCCCUGCAGACGAAAAGAAUACAAGAAGCUCAUUUCUUCGCCCAUGAACGAGCUCGACGCGACUAUGGAGUAUCUGGAUCACAUGGCACGCGAUAUUAAGAACGUCGUGCCCUCGGCCCAUAAGUAUCUCGAAGCUAAAGGCUAUAGAGAGGUGCUGAUGGUUGACGAUCCAAGGGAGGAAGGAUUCGUUGAAAGUGAGAACGUCAAGGACAUGACGGACGCGAAGGGGAAAAGAGACAAUACGAACAUUGUUUUUCAUGCACCGAGAGGUGAGCGGAUGCGGCAUAUCGGAUCUUCCAAAUGUCGCAACCGCUUUUACGAUGCUACACGGCAAGCGAGGAUGAAAAAUCCACGAGCGACAAAGAUGGAGUUUGAGUAUCGUCCUACAACAGAGUGGUAUCGUGAACAAGUCGAUGAGGGUCGUGGAUACGACCACAUUCGCGUUGACAGCUGGGAAGGCUUCUUCAAAACGUUCAAAGUUGGUACCACUGAAUGA